CUCGCUCUCUCGUGGGCCAUUCGGCGACGUCGCGAAGCUCCGCGCUCCCGUGACGCCAUCGACGCGACGUUUCUCGCGGUCAUGCUAGUUUAUAUUUUCUUAGUCCUACUAGUUCCGCUCGCGGAACGUGAUGCGCCCCCGCGUCAGGUCGUAGGGCGACAGCUCGACCUUCACGCUGUCGCCGACCAAAAUCUUGACGAAGUUCUUGCGGAUCUUCCCCGAGAUCGUGCAGAGCAGGACUUGUUUCGUCGCGCCGAUCUCGACCCUAAAGUUCGCGGACGGCAGCGCCUCGGUGACGACGCCAUCCACUUCAAUUUUGUCGUCCUUGACCUUGCGCUCGCGCACGGGCUUUGGCGCCUGGAGGUCCUUCUUCUUCUUUUUGGCGUCCAGUUGUGUCCUGCCGGGCGCGCGCCGCGCGACUGCAGCGGUGCUCCGGGCUGGGGGCGCAAAUGCUGCCGCGAGGGAUGCGCAGGCACAGAUGAGCAACGCCGUCCGUCGCAUCGUUGUCAACUACGUUCUAUCUAUAUGUGCAGAGCUUCUGGCGAUUCCUGUCGGCGGUCCCUAGUCGUAUUGCCUCGCUCUGUCUGCCACUGCUGCAUGCAAGCAGGUCGCAACUCCAAGACUUCGGACGCGCCAGGCUUCCCUCCGACGCUUGCGGAUAGUGGUCUUUCGCUCCUUUUCAAGCGCAAA
Messenger RNA from Pelagomonas calceolata, 690 nucleotides. Lineage: Eukaryota; Pelagophyceae; Pelagomonadales; Pelagomonadaceae. The record is from the annotation of a GenBank genome assembly.